AUGGCAAGAGCCCUCGAGCGACUUAUACUAGCUCUUAUUCUGUGGAUCGCAUUUCCAAAUAUUUGCCUGGCUCAAUAUCACAUUAAUCGACCCAAGCCAAGCUUUUCGGAUUUCAAGUUUCCCUCGGAUUUCAAGGACAUUCCAAGAGUUUUCGAAUGGAAGAACCUGCAAUAUGGUUUUCCCAGUGAACAAGAAAGAGAGCAGGUGUUGCGAAAUGGUCGCUAUAAUCCGGAUAGUCCCAUACCCAUCGACAUUGAUGUUUAUUACCCACCUAAUGGCGGUCCAGCUCGUCACUUUGUGACCUCACCCCGCUUUGGCCAGGGAGUUCCAUAUUCCUUGGCCUACGUGACGAAUGUGCAGCGUGAAAAUGGCAGUGAAAUCCAGGCGUAUCCCAGUUACCAGUGGCACAGUAGCCACGGAGCGAAUUGCGAUGGGCUGACCUCCGUUUAUCGGGUUCACAUCGAUGCCUGUGGUCAGAUGUGGAUCCUGGACAGUGGAGAGAUUGAAUUCGUGCAGCACUGUGCGCCCCAAGUGGUGGUCUUUGAUCUGGCCACCGACCAGUUGAUUCAUCGCUAUCGGCUGCCCGCAACUUCCUUUAAAGCGGGUGUGAGCAGAUUUGUGAAUAUCUUUUCGGAUAUUAGGGAUCCACCACCGAGUGGGCAGUGCAAGGAUGUUUUUGCCUACUUGGCGGAUCCCACGAGCAAGGCCAUAGUGGUGUACGAUGUGGUGGGUCAGAGUUCGUGGCGCAUCGAGAACAAAUUCACCUAUCCGGAUGCCAAAUUCGGAACCCACACGGUGGCCGGUGAGAGUUUCGAGCUGCUCGACGGCCCUUUGGCCCUGGCGGUGACUCCUUUGGGACUGGGACUGCGUCGCCAUCUGAUUUUCCACGCCCUGUCCAACGAUGUGGAGCUGGCCAUUCCCCUGGAUAUCCUAAACAAUGCCACAAAUUGGCAAAAGGGUUUUGGGUCCUCUUUAUCGGAAUUUGUGACCCUCGGCAGGAGAGGAGUUCAGUGUGCCUCGCAUGCGAUUAGCCGGCAAGGAUUUUGGUUUUGUGGCUUCCUCGAGCCCAUCGGCAUUUUUGGCUGGGACAUACGAAGACCUUAUAUACGGGAAAAUGUCCAGCUAUUAGCCCUAAAUCCGGUUACCCUGCAGUUCGUGAGUGGCCUUAAGAUUAUCCGGAGACCGUCAGAUGGACGGGAGGAACUGUGGCUGCUGUCGGAUCGUCUGCAGAAGAUAUUUGCCGGAACCAUCGACUACGGGGAAAUCAAUUAUCGGGUGCUGCGAUGCGAUGUUGACGACCUGCUACAGGGGCGGGGAUGCUUUUAG
This is a messenger RNA of Drosophila takahashii, 1326 nucleotides long. RefSeq names its product L-dopachrome tautomerase yellow-e2 (gene yellow-e2). Lineage: Eukaryota; Metazoa; Arthropoda; Insecta; Diptera; Drosophilidae. Gene Ontology annotation, cellular component: extracellular region. The record is from RefSeq and is a predicted model, not a curated record.